Cantharellus anzutake is the source of this 771-nucleotide messenger RNA. RefSeq lists its product as uncharacterized. NCBI's taxonomy places the organism in Eukaryota, Fungi, Basidiomycota, Agaricomycetes, Cantharellales, Hydnaceae. The transcript has 5 exons. The record is from RefSeq and is a predicted model, not a curated record. Bases 51 to 641 code for a protein of 196 amino acids.
GGGUCUUGUUGUCACCCUUAAGCCUAAGCCAAAGAGUUGUUCACCCUAGAAUGGCGUCCGCAAUGGCUAAAAAAGCUGGCGUGGGGCUCUUCGCGAAGCACAUUGCGCAGUACGAACCAGCGAACCCCCUUUAUGACACGUAUACCGAUAGUAAGGGAAAGGUCAAGCGGCGGAAGCGCGAGCUGCCGCCAGGGCUGUCGCAAAGAGAUGCUAAGGUUUUGAAGCAGGUUAGAUCUCGAGCACACUACCUUGAUAAGGGUUUUCGUAUCUGUGGGAUGCGAUUCGGUUGGACAUUCAUCAUCGGUCUUGUCCCUGUUGUUGGGGAUGUCUCCGACGCGGUUCUAAAUUAUAGUCUCGUCAUCAAGAAGGCUAAACAAGCCGAAAUUCCUAGUUGGCUCCUCCGUCGCAUGCUCCUCAAUAAUGUGAUCUCUGCUGGAGUGGGCUUCAUCCCUCUGGUAGGAGACGUCAUUCUUGCUUCAUACAAGGCCAACUCGCGCAACGCAGCUCUUUUGGAAGAGUUUCUUCGUAUACGCGGACAAGAGUUCUUGAAGGGCUCUACCCAAAACGCUGAGAUAGUAAAGCCAGGUGCAGGACGAACGCGCGACGAAGUCGUUCCUGGUACAUCCACUUCGUCCCGUUGAUCUUCACCAGCUAUAUUCAUAGGGUCCCGUAAAAGAGAGGCUGGUCACUUGCCUACUGCGAUACCUCAUCUCAGAUACCCAGAAGCUUCUGUACUCUCCCUUGCCUGAACAAAGUCUAAAUUACAUUUCG